Molecule: messenger RNA, 2887 nt
Organism: Capra hircus (goat)
Lineage: Eukaryota; Metazoa; Chordata; Mammalia; Artiodactyla; Bovidae
Product: zinc finger protein 813-like
Exons: 8
Coding region: 1-2064 (687 amino acids)
Biological process (GO): regulation of DNA-templated transcription
Source: RefSeq, a predicted model, not a curated record
AUGGCGAAGCGCUCCCAGGUGGGGUUCCCGGACCUGAAUGGGGCAGGUCGAGGAAAUUCGAGCGCCCAGACCGCGUUGGAAGUUUGCUUAUAUAUGCAGGGUGUCCAGGUUCCGGUAAAUCGCGGCCGCGUCUGGACCCCUAUUCCGCAAGCCAGGCUUGCUUCCUCGCAGCCUGUCAAUUUGGAGACGUCCAAAUAUCUUUCACAUAGGUUCAAGACAUGCACUGCCAAAGUCCCGCCUCCGGAAGCCGGGCUUCUAAAUUCGCGCUUGCGCAGUUUCUUACGGAAACGGAAGUGGGGAGCCCAGAGUGAAUGUCGGACCGUCCAGGAUAUCUUGGAGGCCUGCCUGCUUUCUCCUCUUUCUCUUUUGUAUUGGAAAAGCUCUUUGAGGAAGAGGAGGAAACAAAAGGAAGAGAAGUCAGAAAUGGCUCUUUCUCAGGCACAAUUGACCUUCAAGGAUGUGGCCAUUCAAUUCUCUCCAGAAGAGUGGGAAUGUCUGGACCCUGCUCAGAAGACCUUGUACAGGGACGUGAUGUUGGAGACCCUCAGGAACCUGCUCUCUGUGGCUAUCUCUCAUAUACACAUGAUCAAGAAAUCACAACUAAAAUCAAACAUUGAUAUAGGAGAAAGAUUCCAAACAGUGAUGUUGGAAAACCAUGAAAGCCACGAAAUCAAGCAUUUUUACCAUCAAGAAUUACAGGAAAAUAAGUGUGACCUUGGGUAUCAGUGGAGAGAUGAUGAAAGAAAUUAUAAAAAUAUCCCUACAUCCCAUAAGGAAGUUGUCACUUAUGGAAGAGUUCAGCCCAGUGGAAAGGAUACAGAAAAGAAGCUGAUUGCAAAUAUACUUCCAUUAAGCUCUUGGGAUGCACUGUGCAUGUUUCAGAGUAGACAGACAAUUGAUGAAUUUCAUCAAGCUGAUGACAACAUUAACAGUAGUACGUCAUUUUCACCAUCUCAGGAAAUUUCUCCUUCUGGCCAAUCCAAAAUUUCUAAUAUAUAUGGGAGUGAUUUUAUGCAUCCUUCAAUAUUGACACAAGACCAGAAAGCACACAGGGAAAGACCUUACAAAUGUAAUGAGGGUGGCAAAAUCUUUCUUAAGGGCUCAGACUUCAGUAGACAUCAGAUAAUCCAUACAGGAAAGAAAUUGCGUAAAUGUAACUUUUGUGGAAAGAUCUUUAGUCGAAAUUCACACCUUGAAGUUCAUCAGAGAACUCAUACUGGAGAGAAACCUUAUAAAUGUAAUGUGUGUGGCAAGAGUUUUAAUCAUAAUUCAUAUCUCACAUGUCAUAAGAGAAUUCAUACUGGAGAGACACCUUACAAAUGCAAUGUCUGUGGGAAAACCUUUCGGUAUCCCUCAGGCCUCUGGAGACAUAUGAUAAAACAUACUGGAAGAAAACCAUUUAAAUGUGAUGUAUGUGGCAGAGUCUUUAAUCAAAAUAAAGACCUUGCAGUUCAUCACAGAAAUUAUACUGGAGAGAAACCUUACGAAUGUAAUGAAUGUGUCAAGGUUUUUUGUGAUAAGGAAACUGUUACAAGGCAUCAACAAAUUCAAACUGCAGUAACAGCAUACAAAUGUAAUACAUGUGGCAAGUACUUUCAUCACAGGACUGCCCUUAUACGGCAUCAACAUGUCCAUACUGGAGACAAACCUCACAAAUGUAAUGAGUGUGGCAAGUACUUUAAUCAGAAAUCCAAUCUGGUGCGUCAUCAAACGAUUCAUAAUGGUGACAGACCUUACAAAUGUAAUCAGUGUGGCCAUCUGUUUAGUCUGAAAGGAAGCCUUGCAGCUCAUCAGAGGAUUCAUACUGGAGAGAAACCUUACAAAUGUAGUGAGUGUGGCAAAGUCUUUAAUAGAAAUUCAAACCUCGUAGUUCAUCAGAGAAUUCAUACUGGAGAGAAACCUUACAAAUGUAAUGAGUGUGGUGAGAUGUUCAGCAGUAGAGCAACCCUCAUCAGUCAUCAGUUCAUCCAUACUGGAGAGAAACCUUACAAAUGUGAUCAGUGUGGCAAAGGCUUUGGUUACAAACAAUGUCUUCGAAUUCAUCACAGAUUGCAUAAUGAAUAAGUGGAAGUGAAAGUGAUAGUCACUCCCGUCAUGUAGCCUGUCAGGCUCCUUUGUCCAUUGGAUCUCCAGGCAAGAAUACUGGAAUGGGUAGACAUUUCCGUCUCCAGGGGAUCUUACUUUACCUAAUGAGCCACCAGGGAAGUCCACAUAAUGAAUAGAAACAUUACAAAUUUGUUGUGUGAAAAAGCCUUUACUCAGAUCUCAACCCUACCACACAUCGAAAAUCCAACUUAAGAAACACCAUGUAAUUGUGUUUCUAAGCAAUUGUGUAAUUGCUAUAUGUGGGAAGGUCUUCAAAAUUCAAACUUCAAAAAAAAUUCAGAUCUGAAAAUUCACAGCUUAGAAUUUGUUGGAGAACUCAUAGCGGGAAGAAACUGUACAAAUAUCAUGAGUGUUAUGAAGUUUUUUUGCACUCACCACCAGGUAAUCUGUAAUGGGAAGAAACCUCACAAGUUUAAUGACUGUCUCUAUGUUUAGUUAAAAUUCAUACCUUGUAUAUAAUAUGCCAGAUAAUUCAUACUGGAGAGAAACCUUUCAAAUGUAAUGAGUGGCGAUUUCUUCAGUAUGCCUUUAAGCCUAAAACGUCCCUGCAGGUGUUCCAUGAUCUUGAACAUUGAACAGUGUAUGAGGUGUCAAGGCUUUUACAGGUGUCCACAUCUUCGGCUUUAUUAGAGUUUGUAGAACUGCAACAUCACAUCAACUGUAGUGCAAGAACCAUAGACACUUGAUGAGAUGAGAAUGUUUCUGGAAAACUGUGUUUUGCUUUUCUACAUACCCCAUACUAAAUUUUCCAUUUCUACUGUACCAAUUACUACAAACUGAG